This is a messenger RNA of Daphnia carinata, 1159 nucleotides long. Its product is annotated as sulfotransferase 1C4-like. Gene Ontology annotation, molecular function: sulfotransferase activity. NCBI's taxonomy places the organism in Eukaryota, Metazoa, Arthropoda, Branchiopoda, Diplostraca, Daphniidae. Gene Ontology annotation, cellular component: cytoplasm. The transcript has 7 exons. The record is from RefSeq and is a predicted model, not a curated record. Gene Ontology annotation, biological process: sulfation. The coding region runs from base 78 to 1079 and encodes 333 amino acids.
CAUUUUGCAAUGAGGCUUAGUUGAAAACUAGCCUACAUUGAGGACGCAGUUCUCAGUUAUUGCUUCUGGUAUUGAUCAUGUUCUUCCCCGAUAAGGCUGUCUUUCCGCUGAAAUCUGGUGUCAAAUUCAGUGUUGUACCCGAAACACUAGACAGCCCCUUUAAAGAACAUUUUCCAGCCUACCACAAAGGAUUAGUUCGUGGUGAACCUGGUGGAUUCGUCCUGCAUCCCAAAUUUGUCAGCAACGCGGACAAGAUUUACAAUAUGACAGUCAGAAGUACCGAUGUUUGGAUUCGCACUUUCCCGAAAUCUGGUAUGACUUGGACGUCAGAAUUGGUUUGGCUCCUUGUGAAUGAUUGCAAUUUGAAGGAAGCUGCGCAAGUGCCUCUAAGUGUUCGUUCCCCUACCGUCGAUACCAAUUAUUUUACGAACUGGGACGAUCUGGCCCCUUCGGAGAUAAGGGAUGCACGUGAAUGUCAAUCCAUCGAAAAGAUGGAACAGCUACCAUCCCCCAGAAUUCUAAAAUCUCAUUUGCCUUUUCACUUGUUGCCUCCGCGAUUACUCAACACUGCCAAAGUCGUAUACGUUAUCCGCAAUCCUAAAGACGCCAUCGUUUCCUACUUUCACUUUCACAAGUUGGUGAAAUUAUGUUACUUUGCCGGAGAAAUGGAUCAAUUUGUUGACUAUUUUAUCGAUAACAAAGUGGCAUGGACUCCAUAUUUCUCCCCUACUCUUGAUGCUUGGGGGAAACGUAGUCACCCUAAUCUACUAAUUUUAUUCUACGAAGACUUGAUCAAGGAUCUACGUGGCCAAAUAGAAAAAAUGGCAGCUUUCCUCAAUAGAACGGUGUCUCAAGAACAAAUAGAAAAACUGGUGUAUCACGUUCGUGUGCAAAGGGAUCUGCCCAACAUUUCCAUUAAGCCCAGCGUGACCAAUAAUGAUUGCUUAUUCAUUCGCCAAGGAGAAGCGAACGACUGGAAGAAGUACUUUAGUCAAGAAGCAAAUCUGAAAAUUGACGAGUGGAUCAGAAAGAAUUUGGAGGCGAGCGAUUUGAAUUUUGCCACUGUUCUCCAGGAUUGACGUGGAUUUAAAGUAACUUUUUAUCUAUGCCUCGUUGAAUUUUCGACAAGCAACUGUUUAGCAAUGGAUUACUGUUCACG